This is a messenger RNA of Castor canadensis (American beaver), 671 nucleotides long. RefSeq names its product cytochrome c oxidase assembly factor COX14 (gene Cox14). The record is from RefSeq and is a predicted model, not a curated record. NCBI's taxonomy places the organism in Eukaryota, Metazoa, Chordata, Mammalia, Rodentia, Castoridae. Gene Ontology annotation, cellular component: mitochondrion. Gene Ontology annotation, biological process: mitochondrial respiratory chain complex IV assembly.
CCCGCCUUAGUGGGCGGGGUUAGGCGGGGUUUUGCGGAGACAGGCGUGGGUUUGCUCGCUGGCGUUGGGAGCAAAUGCUAGAGGUCACUCCGACUAGGUAGGCGGAACGAAGGGCAGCUUUCGGCACCAAUAGCUGAGGCGUUCGGGGUUGUUCCUGGACUGCUACCUGCACGUGUUGGUGCAGGGUGUGGCUUUCGGCCACGCUAGGGGGUUGUGCAGGUGGUGGCAACAAGACACGGCCUCCGGAAGCCUCGGUUAGAACGAAGGAGCUGCAGCAUCCAGGGGACGACAUGCCAACUGCCAAGCAGCUAGCUGACAUUGGCUACAAGACCUUCUCUACCUCCAUGAUGCUCCUCACUGUGUAUGGGGGCUACCUCUGCAGCGUCCGAGCCUACCGCUAUUUCCAGCUGCGAAGUUCCCAGCGCCAGGCCGCUGAAGAACAGAAGACCUCAGGAGUCCUGUAGAACUCUGGGCGUUUCCUCUUGAGCAGGGAGGCCUGUGACAUGCUGUGAAAAGACCACCUGUAAUCAUUUCCAAGUCAAGAAGACGUAGGGCCUUGAUGGUUUUCAAACCGUGCUGGGACAAAGCACCCAUGGUUCCUUUGGUUACUUCCAGUUUGACAAUUUGUGGAGAUAUGGAAUAAAUAGGAAUGUGAGGAUGAGGUAUAUCUA